Molecule: messenger RNA, 1836 nt
Organism: Entrophospora sp. SA101
Lineage: Eukaryota; Fungi; Glomeromycota; Glomeromycetes; Entrophosporales; Entrophosporaceae
Source: the annotation of a GenBank genome assembly
AUGAGUAAAUUUGAAGUUUCAAUUAUAACAUCACCAACAACAACGUCGGCAUCAUCAUUUUCCACUUCAUCAUUUACAACAGCAACAACCACGAUCGCACCUAGUAACAAUGAAGAUGAAGAUCUUCUUUACAAUUAUUUAGAAAAUUUCCAAUUCAUAGAGUUCUCGUCGAUUGAAAAACUUCAUCCAUUUGCAAAAUUAAAAGUAAUUUUAAAAAAAAUCGAGUCAAUAAAAGACGAAAAAUAUUUCGAAAAGUUAAAAUUAUUACACAAAUUAAGUUUACAUUCAAAUCUUAUAGCAAUUUACGGGUACACUGUUACGACAGAUAAAUCAAAUCACUAUAUUGUAAUGCAAUAUGCAAAUCAAUAUAAUUUACAAAGAUUUUUGGACGAAAAUUUCGAUAAACUUGGAAAGAAAGAAAAGAUUGACAUGGCAUACGAUCUAGCAAACGGAUUGAGUUUUAUUCAUAGUAAUGAUAUUGCGCAUAAUGCUUUGCAUGCUAAUAAUAUAGUGGUGCAUAAUAAAAGGUUAUUAAUAACGGAUUUGUUUCUUUCCAAAUCAAUAAUACCCGAUAUUAACGAUGAAAACCCCACUAACAAAAACGACGAUAAUAAACUUAUGGCAUAUAAUGAUCCAACAUCGUCGUCAAUAUCGUCACCAACAAAAAAAGACAUUUAUAGUUUAGAACAUGCAGAAUCAAUAGCUAGUGUACCGGUAGAAUAUAUAGAUUUAUAUGAACAAUGUUGGGACAAUGAUCCAAGUGUUAGGCCUGAAAUUGAAACUAUUUUGGAGAAAUUAUCAAAACUGCAAACAAUUGCUGCCCAAGUUAAUUAUACUAACAAAGGCAUUAAACCGUCAGGAUAUUUAUUUGCCACUUCUAAAAGUAGUAUACAAGAUUUAUAUUCAUGCAUUUUUGUUAAUCGUAAUUGGUGUAGGCUUGCAAUGCCAUUUCUAUGGACUCGACCUUUCCACCUUUACGAUGACGAGAAAAAUGAAAAAGUCAUUAAAAUAUUUUUACGAUUCUUGAGCGAUAAAGAAAAACAAGAAUUAUUAAAUCAAGGAAUUGACAUUGAUAUCUUCUUAAACCCGCAUUCACUCUCACUCUACUCUUUCUAUCCAUCCUCUCCAUUCAUUCCAUCUUCCUUCUCACUUCUUUUCCCGUAUCCAAAAUUCAUUCGCUCAUUAAACUACGAAUCUUUCAUAAAAUCAGUAAUGAAUUUGUGUUCAGAAUUAUCAGAAAAAAUUUCCACGUCACCGGAUCGCGACGAUUUAACUCCAGAUGCUGAAAUGAUCUUGACUAAAGCAAUGAUGAAAUUGUUUGUUAGGAGUAAUGCAAGAAUCGAGAAUCUUUCGUUGUGCUCAUCUGUCAAUUACGAAAGUGAUUUAUACAAUUUGGUGAAUUACAACGAGCCUUACUAUUUGAUGAAAGAUAAAGAAGUGAAAAUUUUAUUUGAAGGUGUCAAAAGUGUGGAACUACUUCUUGCAAUCAGAAAAAAUAGUUUAAUUAAAAUUUUGACCGACGAACAUCUACAUAUAGAUACGUUAUGGUCUCGACACCCGGAAGAUACACACGUAGAUUUAUUUGGAGCCGAAAUAACAACAUUCAUAAAAUCACAAAAAUCUUUACUAACAUUUCGCUUGACAAAAUGUAAAGGUUACACGCGAAUAUUCUUCCCCGCGUUAUCGUCACAUAAAUCAUCAUUACGUCAAUUAACAUUUAAUCAAGUGGAUUUCAAAGGAUGCGAUACAUUGGAAUUUUUGAAUUCUUGCAAAUCGUUGGAAUUGCUUGAUUUAUAUCAGUGUUUAAAUAUCGAAGAAGAAAUGAUUAAACCCUAG